This is a messenger RNA of Liolophura sinensis, 6749 nucleotides long. RefSeq names its product mitofusin-2-like. Lineage: Eukaryota; Metazoa; Mollusca; Polyplacophora; Chitonida; Chitonidae. The transcript is spliced from 18 exons. Bases 146 to 2422 code for a protein of 758 amino acids. Gene Ontology annotation, biological process: mitochondrial fusion; mitochondrion localization. The record is from RefSeq and is a predicted model, not a curated record. Gene Ontology annotation, cellular component: mitochondrial outer membrane. Gene Ontology annotation, molecular function: GTPase activity; GTP binding.
CGAGAGUAGGUUGAUGAGUGCCAUGUGAAAGCGAAAAUUGCAGAUCGCGAAUUUGAUGAACAAUGGCGUUUUACUGAACGCGUGAUGUCUGCCGUCCCAAAUUUGUAGUAACGAAUUGUUAUGAUUGAGACGUUUGAUUGACGGAAUGUCCGGGCUUGUGCGAAACUUCUCACUUCAAAUGGCAGGCCAGCAUGGUCAGGGUGACACAGGAGCAGAACGUAAUCUUGGAAACGGACACUCCAACGGAGCCUCUCCUCUCAAGCUUUUUGGCCAGGCCAAGAAAAAAAUCAAUGAUAUCUUCAAAGAUAUAGGAGAAUAUAUAUUUGACUGUGAAAAUUUCUUGGAAGAUGUGAGUUCAGUGAGCACCCUGGUGACAACAGAAUACGCUUCUGUUGUCAAGGGCUUUAAGACCAAGGUCACUGGAAUCUCAGAAGUUCUUUUACGAGACAAAAUGAAGGUGGCGUUUUUUGGAAGGACAUCGAAUGGAAAGAGCACGGUAAUCAACGCUAUGCUGAGGGAGAAGAUUCUUCCCAGUGGCAUUGGACACACCACCAACUGUUUCCUGCAGGUAGAGGGAUCUGACUCCGGUGAGGCUGCGUUAUUGACAGAGAAUUCUGAUCAACUACAGAGUGUCAAGAAUAUCAAGCAGCUUGCAUCGGCUCUCAGCACCUAUAAACUGUCAUCCAACUCGUUGUUACGAAUAUUGUGGCCGAAGGACAAAUGUCGACUUCUGAAGGAGGAUGUGGUUCUAGUGGACAGCCCUGGGAUUGAUGUUUCUCCUGAUUUGGAUGAGUGGAUAGAUAAGUUCUGUCUGGACGCUGAUGUAUUUGUGCUGGUGGCCAAUGCAGAGUCCACGUUAAUGCAAACGGAGAAGAAUUUCUUCCACAAAGUCAGUUCCCGCUUGUCCAAACCCAACAUUUUCGUGCUGCAGAAUCGCUGGGACACAUCAGUCCUUGAAGAAGAUGUAGAUGAGGUACGUACGCAACAUAUGGAGAGGAACAUCCAGUUUUUGGUGGAUGAGUUAAAGGUGGUGGACCAGAAGGAGGGCGAGGAUCGUGUGUUCUUUGUGUCUGCCCGUGAAGCCCUCACCUGUCGGACCCACCAAGACAAGGGAACACCUACACCCCCGGGAACCUUGGCUGAAGGAUUCCAAGUCCGUCUGUUUGAGUUUGCCAACUUUGAGAGAAAGUUUGAGGAGUGUAUAUCCAAGUCUGCGGUGAAAACCAAGUUUGAGCAGCACACAGAAAGAGGGAAGAGCAUCUCGAGUGAGCUGCGCAGUUUGAUGAGGGACAUCCAUAAGCAGAGCCUGGACCAGAAAGAGCAGCAGGUUCGGAAUCGCUGUGAGAAGCAGGAUGAGCUGGACUACCUACAGAAACAGCUGGCAUUGCUCACAGGAGAAAUCAAAGAGAAGAUUAAAUCCAUGGUCGAAGAUGUGGAGAGGAAGGUGUCCUCUGCACUAAAUGAAGAAAUUCGCCGGCUGUCAACAAUUGUUGAUGAGUUUGAAUGGCCAUUUGACCCUGAUGCCCAUCGCUUGUCUGCCUACAAAAAGGAACUUCUUGGUCAUACAGAGACCUCUCUUGUUCGGAAUCUGUCUGGUCGUUGUUCAUCGAGCAUCAACCGUGUGCUCGAGGCCAGUGACCAAGAAAUUGUAGAUCGUCUUUCCUCACUGCUGCCUGAAGAUGUCAAACAACAAGUAAGCACUCAGCUGCCUAAGAGAGACUUUGAGAUCGCUUACAGAUUAGACUGUAAGAAUCUCUGUGGAGAUUUCGUCGAGGAUAUUGACUUUCGCUUUUCGUACGGACCAGCAGCACUGUUUCACAGAUUUCUGGGUCCUAGAGGGGCCAAAUCUUUAUCUCUGGGCCUGUCAGAGUCUAUUCCGGCCUCUGUCCCGAGCACACCCACAGGGGAGGGUUACAUGAGCCCCGUGGGUCAGGAUGCUGACGUCAUGGUCUCCAUGUUGUCCACAUUCGCCUCCCUUACCUCGCGCAGUACUGUUGGAGCAAUCAUUGUCACAGGAUUGAUAACAAAAGCGGCUGGCUGGCGUGUUAUUGCCAUCAGUGGCGCCAUCUAUGGAGCACUUUACCUGUACGAGCGACUGACGUGGACUAAUCGUGCUAAGGAACGCUGCUUCAAGCGUCAGUAUGUGGAUUACGCCGGCAGCAAACUACGCCUCAUUGUGGAUCUGACCAGCUCAAACUGUAGCCAUCAAGUUCAGCAAGAGUUAUCUGCCACUUUUGCACGACUUGGCCACCAGGUGGAUGUGUUCAGGUCACAUUUAGAGGAGGAGAUAGAACAAUUGGAUAAGGACAUCAAAGCUUUGGCAGUCGUAGGAAAUAAGGCCAAAAUCCUCAGGAACAAAGCAGACUUUCUUGACAGUGAGCUGAACAGCUUUAUCAAGCAGUACUUGACAGAAGAAAGCUAGUGAUAGAAAGAAAUGUAGUCAUGAAUUCACCCAGAAUUUGUCUGUAGAGUCCAAAUUGAAUGUGAGUUUUGAAUGAUGUGUGCAACUAUGAUGUGUAGCAGAUGUUAUUUAUUUGUAUUCUGGUAUUGGGUGCAAGAUUUUACAUCUUUAGUUAGUUUUCUUUAUAACUAUGUUUUGUGUAUUUGUACAUAGAGGGAAUUAAUAUCUUGAAUAUUUUAAUUAUCAUAAUGCUUUCUCUCGCAUUUUUCCAGUGUCAUGAAUUGUUCCAAACAUCACAGUAGCAUAGCACUAAUGUGUCAUUAAGCUUAUCCCUAUACUCCCUGACUUAUUGUAGGCCAGUUUUGUUUGAAGUCCUCUGUUAGGUCACCAAUCAGAUGUUUUGUUGCUAACUCACAUGGUUCCAUAUUUGUGUGUUAUAUGAAUUGUUUGUAAGGAAGUCUAUCAUUGGUCAGUUGUAAGUGAUGAUCCAUGGAUAAUCGGUCUACCAUUAUUAACUGGAGUAAACUUGCUUUGUUAUUUUAUUACAAUAUUUUAUUACUCCUUUGGUAUUAUAAAAAUGAAAUUCUGCCAGUUGUUCAGUUCAUUUCCGGUGUGUCAUAAUGAUGUAUAUAUUAACCACAUGAGAGUCCCAGGCUGUUGCUAGAAUCUGUUCCAAGCACAAUCCUGUGUACAAGAGAGCUCGUCAAUAUUAGGUAGAUACGGAAAAACUAAGAAAUUUGGGCAUAAGUUAAAGGUUAUCCCGUAUAUUCUGUUGAGGAAACUAGAGUAACAUGAGGUUACAGAUGCUUUCAUUUACUCUCUACAAAGUUCAAGAAAUUUGAUUUUCUCACAAAAUUACCCAGCCUAAAUUACUGUUUUAUUCCUCUACAAGUUUAUCUGUCUAGAAUCUGUGGCAAUAUCUAUCAUAGGUGAAUGCUCUGCACAGAAGUACUACAUGCUAUCAGAACCGGUAUCAUCUGCCCAGAUACCCAAUAUUAUCGUGUAUUUUGGGAAUGUUUGAAUCGGAUCUUCUUGGGUAACAUUUUACUUUAACUUAUUGUGAAUUUCAUGUUUUGUCAUUGUUCAGUGAAGUCUCAUGUUGGUUGAAGAGUGUCACUUGAAGCAAACAUUGAAUCAAUUCUUGUCAUCAGUUAAGAUCGAUUUUUUCAUAAGCAUAGAUUUAUGAUUACCUGGAUACUAUAUAAUUGUACAAUCUAUUUUUUCUGGACCUUGUAUUUAGAUCUCAAAUAACAAUUGGGGGUACCCUCUAAAUGGGCAGUUUGCACACCUGUGUUUCACUGACACCACUAUUUUACCUCCAAACAAAAAUUGUGUAUAUUUAGAAACUUACACAUAGUUCUGUGACAAUACGACUGCACUUUUACGGACUUUAUACACUAAUGAAAGAAAUAAACUUGUCUUUAUGCAUCGCCCUUCCUCCAAAACUGCGUGAAUAUAGUUAAUUAUAUAGGUUGAGCUUUCCUUGCAUUGUCAUAGGCAGAUGUCUGAAAUUUUGUGAAUACGACUAAAUUUGGUUCCAAGGUAUGGAUUUAAAACUAAGGGACAUGGACAUUUCUGAAAUUUGCUUAGUGAUGUCUCACUGUAGUUACAAAGUACAUGUAGAUAUAAAUUUGUUGUUUCCCUAAAGCAAAAUAGCAGCGGCGUAGUGAACACACAGGUCACUGCAAGACGGGGACCUCCCGUUUAAUGGAGUCGCUAGGGAAUUUUGUUGUUUUAAAUCCAAAAAGAGCUGCAUUCUUGUUUAAGGCUGACUGAAUUUUUGGAGUAAUAUAACUCAUUUUAAUCGCUAAUGAAUUGUUUUUUUACAGAGAGUUUGGCUUUUUCUUCUCAUCAAGGCUAUAAUUGUUUGUUUUGUUCGAUUUCCUUUUUCUUUAAGAAUUGUUGCAUAUGAACUGUAUAUUACAUUUGCCAUUUUGCAUCUGUUAAUCUUAGUGCAGAAGUAUCAAUUUAUAAUCAGAGGGCUUACUUAGUUUGUGUUGUGCUUUUUUAAUUGUAAGCAUCAUUUACUCUGUAUCGGUUUCAGCCCAAUCUGUUGAGGCCAGGGCAGUUUCACUAUGAUAUAAAUAUUGCCCGCAGUAGGGGAAAUUCAAGUCAAACUUUUGUCAUUAAAGGUAAAAACAGUCCUCCUGUUAUCAUGCGACUUGUGAAAAAUGUUUGAAAGCCUUUGUAGACAUUAAAUUACCAAUCACUUGUCUCACCGUGUUCCAGAGGCACAAAUGACUUGUUGAGUUUACAAAUGUUCAGCUCCUCAAUUUUCUCCAUCAUUUGUCUGCUCUAAACAACUUUUUUGGAAACUUUUUUCAGACGUCUGUGUUAUAGCACCCGCAAUAGUUGCCUAACAUUUUUGACAGAACGCAUAAUACAGUAGGACUUUUUUUGCUUUCAGCAAGUUCAAACUCAAAACUCGCUGCAUGCUCACAAAACCAAGCUAUUCUACCAGUGAAUUAAGAAAAAUAUAGCGGACUGAGACAGAAGUCACAAACAUGUACAAUGCAGGAGACUACUCAAUACUAGAAAAUUUGUUGUUUUCCCAGAACACAAUAGCUUUUUACUUAGUGGACUGAGUAUGUACAUGUUGAUGUAGUUAUUGAACACAGGAUGCUUCACGUUAGUUUAGUUGUUUAAGCAGUAUGUAUGCCUACACACAGGUCACCGCAAGACAGGGACCUCACAUGUUUAAUGGAGUCGCUAGGGAAUUUUGUUGUUUUAGAUACAAAAGAGCUGCAUUCUUGUUUAAGGCUGACUGGAUUUUUGGAGUGAUAUAACUCAUUUUAUUCGUUAAUGAAUUGUAUUUUUGGUCGAUUUUCUUCAAGAAUUGUUGCACAUGAACUGUUUAUUACAUUUGCCAUUUUGCAUCUGUUAAUCUUGGUGGUGUUUUGUGCCAUCUAGGUGUCUCUCACUUGGUGCAGAAGUAUCAGUUUAUAAUUAGAGGGUCUACUUAGUUUGUGUUGUGUUUUUUUAAUUGUAAGCAGCAUUUACUCUAUCAGUUUCAGCCCAGUCUUUCUAGGCCAGGGCAGUUUCACUCACAUGCUUGUGUUAUAGUACCCACAAUAGUUGCCUAACAUUUUUGACAGAUCACAGUGGGACUUCUUUGGCUUUCAGUGGUAAGAGUUCAAACUCAAAACUCGCUGUGCACUCACAAAACCAAGCUAUUCUACCAGUGAAUUAAGGAAAAUAUAGCGGACACUGAGGCAGAAGUCACAAACACGUGUGAUGCCUGAGACUGCUCAAACCUAGAAAGAGGAAGUUACAAUAUCAUGCGAGAAAAUUCCACGAGAUGGUCAAAAUGUUCUGAAUAAUAAUCGAUCACAUAUAAGUAACUAGAAUAAGAGUUGUAUUAAGUUGGUUUCAAUCCUUUUCGGUCAACCACUGCACAAAAAUUUCUAGAUAGACUUUUCUCUAAAAGUUAAAUCUUGCACACAGUGUCCUCAUUAGUGACAUUUGCUUAAAUCCAGCCACCAUCAUCUGGGUCCUUGUCUACUUAGGAUUUUAUAAGAAGCAAAUUUCUGUUGUGUCUAUCAGAAAACAUCUGGCUUACAUUUUGAAUUGAACCAAACUACUGCCGAUGUCAGAUGUGUAAUGGAUCUAUGGCUUUUUGUCGCACCUUCAUGAGGUCCAUGAGUUGAGGAAUGUCGUCAAGCAGACGACACUUUGAAGAUGCAAGAUGUAGCCUUUAAUAAUGAUAAAAUAACGUGUAGUUUGCUCAACAUUAAAUGUUGUGAUUAACAUAUAAAGUACACAACUCUUGAUAGACGUUGGGUUAUUUUUUCACACUGUUCAUGUAAUUACACCAUUACAACCCAUUGGGCAUAUGUGUAGUUAUAUCAUUACAACCCAAUGGAAAAUAUGUCGUUACAACAUUACAACCCAUUAGGCAGAUGUAGGAUAUACAUCAUAACCCAAUAGGAAAAUGUGUAGUUAAGCUAUUACAACCCAUCAUGCACAUAAAGUUACACCAAUAUAACUCACUGGGCAUGUCUUUUAUGAGUAUAUGUGUAGUUGUACCGUUGCAACUGAUAAAGCAUGUGUAGUUACAGCAUUGACUCAGAGUGUGCGUGUCUGUGUAGUUACAGCAUUGACUCAGAGUGUGCGUGUCUGUGUAGUUACACUGUUUUGGCUCAGUUGAGUAUUUGUGUGUGCAGUACAAAGGACUAGUGAGUAUUUGUAAGGCUUGCCUUGUCUAGAUAUCCUUGCAUCAGACUGUGGUUUUAAUGUUACUGAUUUGUCAGCAGAACAUCCAGAUAUAGUUAACAUUCUAAUAAACAGAAUGUAAUGAUAUAUCGUAGUUGUCUGUCUUCCCUCUUUUCAAUGAUCAAGGGAUCUAUAU